UCUCGCACUUGAGGAAUGUGGAUUUGCUGACGGGGCCGCGUUGCACAAACACAACUUGUCCCAAAAGAGGAACCCGGGAUCCACUCAUUAUUAAUAGCGAUGAUCUUUCCUUCUGCACUCGCUCAGUGGGGACGGCAGCGCCGGCGGCAGGACUCUGGGCUCCUCCAGGCAGAUUGGACUCAGUUCUGAUGUUGCUGUUAAUUCUACUCAUCUCAUGGAACGGCCGAGGCGCCUACUCCAGCUGGGAUGUAUUUGUCCCAGAUUCCAUACAAGGAGUGGUGGGUUCCUGCCUGCUAAUACCCUGCUCAUUCACCUACCCCAGCAAUGUUCAGACUCCUGACGGAAUUGCCCCAAUAUGGUACAAGGACAGGGACUUGAAAGUUGUCUACCAUCCUACGGAGACCAUAGAAGCCGGAUUUCAGGGGCGCAUGGAAUUGCUGGGAAACCCCAACCUGAACAACUGUACCACCCUCCUGAGAAACCUACAGAGUAGUGAUACGGGGGAGUAUUUUUUUAGGUUUGAAAUUAGUAAUGUGAAUAGAUGGACAGGCAAGAAAGCCGUCACUGUUACUGUCAAUAGCAGACCAGAAAUGCCCAACGCUGUGAUCCCUCGGUCUAUAAGAGAAGGGGAAUCUGUUACGUUCCAGUGCACGACACAGUACUACUGCCCAAACGGGUCGGGCACACUGGAGUGGCAUGGGUACCACCCAGACAGAUCUUUCUUGGCACGGAGCCUACAGACGGACACAUCUGCCGUUCAGAUGGGACAAAACCUGACCACGAGUUUCACUUGGCUGUAUCACCAGAAGCAGCUUCAGUGCGAGGUGUCAGUCGGGGAUCAGAAGGAAACCAAGGAAGUUCUCCUCGUUGUCAAUCAUGCCCCCAAAGGGGUAAAGAUCCUCAUGGCGCCAUCGAGAGACAACAUUAAGCAGGGGGACUCGGUGGCGCUGACGUGCCAGUACAACAGCUCUUACCCAGCAGUGAGUGGCUACACGUGGUACAGGAACAACAAGGUGUUUUCCAGGGAGCCAAUCGUCUCUUUCCCUAGCAUCACCAGACAGGAUUUUGGGGACUUUCGGUGUGAAGUGCAGAACCCAGAGGGAACUGGGACCUCGGAGGUCAGCCGGCUAAUUGUGUUCUCGGCAAACACCUUGGUGAGUCCAUCGUCGGAGGUGAGAGAGGGCGAGGCAGUGACCCUGACGUGUGACGUUCCCGGUGCUGACCCAGAUCAGAUCCACUACAGUUGGUAUAAGAACAGUCUCUGGAUUAAGGAUGGAGCCACGCGCUCCCUGAUACUCUAUGAGGCUGCAGCCUCCGACGCGGGAUACUACAGCUGCAAAGUACAGAACGACAAGGGCAGCGAUUCUUCUCCACCUGUUAUUUUACAUGUCCUGUAUCCUCCCAGAAUCCCAAAAUUCAACUCAUUUUUGGAAACGCAGGAAGGGAAACUGAGCAUCAUACACUGCUCUGUGGAUAGCAACCCGCCCUCUGUGCUGACUCUCUACAAGAAUGGCCAAGUAUUGGCCACCACCAACUCCCACGGCGCCCCCACCCAGAGGCUCAAUGUCAUCUCGUCACGCAACUCCCUGAAACUGGAGAUCCGUGAAGUGGUCAUGUCGGACGCAGGAGCGUACAGCUGCGUGGCUACAAACGCCAUCGGGAACUCAACGGCGUGUCUUCGGCUCACUGUGGAAAUUGCCCGGUUGGUGAUAUCGCCAUCGUCGGAAAUAGAAGAGGGGAAAGAGGUCACCCUCACCUGUUUUGCAACCCGCAGCUCUGAGAAGGGAAUAAAAUAUACAUGGUACAGGAACGGCAAGUGGCUGAAGGAGACAGAGGAGGACACUGUCACCUUUCCGAGAGUGUCCAGUCGGGACGCGGGUUCUUAUUACUGCCUGGCCCAGAGCAGCCAAGGAAGCAGCAGCUCCCCACCCAGGACCCUGCACGUGUUCUUUGCACCAAGAGAUCUCUCUGUGAGCUCCUUUGUGGGAUCAUCGGGCAGAAAUCUAGGAAUCAUCCUGUGUACGGUGGACAGUGACCCACACUCUGAGCUGUUCCUCUAUAGGAAGGAGACCUUGGUGGCUUCCAGCACAAUGCUACUUCACAAUAGGAGAUACAAUAUUUCAACUUCUCCCAAUUCCUUGAAGCUGGAGAUCCAAGAUGUGUUUCUUGAAGAUGAAGGAGCAUAUCGAUGUAUUGCUAAUAACACUUAUGGUCAUAUGAUGGGUUCCUUAGACUUCACCAUGGAAACGGCAAAGAUUUCCGUCAUUCCAACGUCUGAGGUCCAUGAGGCGGAGGCUGUUAAUUUAACAUGCAUUCUAAACAGUGUUUCAAAAGGGAAUUUCAUAUAUACCUGGUAUAAGAACAGUGUUCUGUACUCUGAAGGGCCCGAGCCUUUCCUAAUGUUUCAAAGGGUCAGCAGUUCAGAUUCAGGAUCCUACUACUGUCGAGCCUGGAAUAAUGCAACCAGCAAGAGCUCAUCCUCCUGCAGACUCCAUGUUUUUUAUGAACCAAGGAGCAUGCAGCUCAAAUCCUACCUGGACACAGAGGUAGGCAAAUCAGCCUUCAUCCUCUGCACCGUGGAUAGUUACCCCCCAGCGCAGAUGUUGCUCUAUUACCAAGAUGAACUGGUGAUUUCCAAGAAGAACCUGAGUAAUGUCAAUCAGCGCUACAGAGUGUCCUUCUCCAGCAACGCCCUACGGGUGGAUAUCCAAGAUGUCAAGCUGGAAGAUGAGGGGAAAUACACCUGCACCUCUGUUAAUUCUGUUGGAUCAACAAACAAGACCAUUUAUUUUAAAGUGCAGUUGGCUCGGAUUCUAGUUACACCAUCUCCAGAGGUUAAGGAGAAUGAGAAGGUGGUGCUCACCUGUGACCUGACCAAGACCCAACUGGAAGGAACAAUGUACAUUUGGUAUAAGAACAGUCAGAGGCUCCGGGAAUCAUCUGAAAACACCUUGGUGUUUGAUGCAGUAAAGAGCAAUGAUUCGGGCUAUUACCACUGCAAAGCUCACAGCUCCCAGGACAGUACCAUUUCUCCCUCUGUGUCUCUCCACGUGUCUUAUGCCCCCAGGGUUCCAAACAUGACCUCAUUCUGGGAAUCUCACAGUGGCCAGGUUGGCAUCAUCGAAUGCAACGUGGAUAGUGACCCUCUGUCCAGCUUAUCCCUUUACAGGGGAAAGCUGUUGGUUGGUUUAACAGCUUCUUCUCAAACGCUCAACCAGAGAAUGACCGUAUCUUCUUCUCAGAACUCCCUGAAACUCGUGAUUAGGGAUGUUGUGUUGGAGGAUGAAGGGGAGUAUGUCUGCACAGCCAGUAAUUCCAUUGGCCAUUCUACAUCUGCCAUAAAUUUCACAGCACAAACAUCUCGAAUCCUGAUCAGUCCAUCGUCCCAAGUACAGGAAGGCAUGACUGUGAAUCUGACAUGUCUGGUCGCCAGCAAUGCUCCCGGGGAGGUCGAAUACAGUUGGUUCCAAAAUGGAAAGGAGCACCCAAGGGGUAGUAGCAAGACUCUUCUCUUUGGCAGGGUCUCCAGUGAGGAUGGAGGGUUGUACUACUGCACAGUACGGAGUGACAAAGUAACAAAAGCCUCACCAACAAUCAAUUUGAACGUUACAUAUGCCCCAAGAAAUGCCUACAUCAAAUCAUUUGUGGAGACCCAAAAUGGAGAAGUGGCCAUUAUUCAGUGUGGGGUUGACAGUAAUCCUCCAUCCCAAUUGCUUUUAUUGAAAGAGCACCAGGUGGUGGCUUCCUUGGGUGACAGCGGCCUCCACCAUCAAAGGUUUAACCCUUACUUUUCCCCAAACACAUUGCGAUUGGAGAUCAAAGACCUUAUGCCAACUGAUGAAGGAACCUACAUCUUUACAGCAAAGAAUGUCCACGGCACAAAAUCGGUGUCCUCUCAUCUGGCUGUAGAAGUGGCUCGUAUUUUGGUCAACCCAUCCCCAAAGCUGAACGAGGGUCAGUCGGCCACCUUGACCUGUAAUGUCCUGAGUACGCCUCAACCGGUGACCAGUUAUACCUGGUAUAAGAACGGCAGAUGGUUCCAAGAAGGUUUUCCAGGGUCUCUUGCAUUUGAAAAAGUGCUCAGUGCCGAUGCAGGUACCUACGCCUGUACUGGCCACACCGCCAAUGGCACGUGGCCCUCCUUACCUAUCACGCUAUACGUGCAGUACCCCCCGCGGAACCUGUCCCUCUCGUCCUUUUUGGAAGCGCAGGGCAAGCGCCAGGGGGUAAUAUCCUGCAGGGUGGAAAGUGACCCUCCCUCCCAGCUGGUUUUAUACAAGGGGGGUCAAGUGGCCGCUUCCUUCGUCCCCCAAAGCACAAACAAACGUGUGAGAUUGUCCUCAUCCCAUAAUGCCCUGCGGCUGGAGAUGGAGGAGGUGGCCCCAGAAGACCAGGGAGAGUAUACCUGCCAGGCAACUAACUCCUUGGGGGCCGCACAGACCUCCGUUCACUUCUCGCUGCAAGAAGCCAAAGUGGUGGUGACGCCGUCGGCCAAGCUGCAGGAAGGUGGAUCGGCCACUCUCACUUGUCAGACUGUCAGCACAGUGGCCCAGAAUGCCAGCUUUACCUGGUAUAAAAAUAACCAAUGGCUGAAGGACGGUGCCGAGGCAUCUCUGCUGCUGCUGAAAGUAUCCGAUGCCGACGCUGGGUCGUACCAUUGCCUUGCCAAGUACGGGGGCCAGGAAAGUAUCUCCCCGCUGGUUGCAGUCACUGUACUCUAUGCUCCCAAGAACCUGCUGGUUACAUCAUUCCUGGAACCUCAUGGGAAGGAUCAGGGGAUUAUUCUGUGCAAGUUGGAUAGUGUCCCCCCCUCUGUUAUCACUCUGCAUAGAGAGGGCACCGUCCUGGCCAGCACCAUGCCGGCCCAGCCUGAUCAAGGUCAGAAAUUCUGGUCAUUUUCCUCUCACAACUACUUGAGAUUGGAAAUAAGAGAUGUCACCGCUGAGGAUUCUGGGAGAUACGUCUGCACUGCCAACAAUACAAUAGGAAGUACUACAAGUUCUGUUUUAUUUACCAUAAAUGAUAAGGAGGUUCUUGUGUAUAAAGUCACUGUUGGCGUUACGCUCCUAUGUGUUGUCCUCCUAUUGGCCGCCAUCAUUGUCAUGUGGCAGAGGAAAAGAAUCCGAUACACAAUGCAAACAGACAAGAACUCUAUAGAGAUGGAUAACAAUGGAACAACAAAGGAGGAGCUGUUAUCCUGAUGCCCCAGCUUUGGGCUGCACUGGAGAUGUUUGGACAGUCAGGGUACGUGUGAAUGCCUUUCCUGCUCACUGGAGUCAUAACAACAGCCAAUAGCAAUAGCCAAUAGCACAAUGGGGUUGUUACUCCUGUACAAACAAAAGAACUUCUCACACAACUGGAAAUAUCCACCGAGGAGCAAGGAACCACCUGAGAAAGACUGGAAAGUUCUGAUAUUCUUCUUGGUAACCCCUCUGGCUCCUAAUAAAGAACUUCCUCGGCCCUGAGACAGGGAAACCUACAGACUGAACCUACUCACAGGCUUUUGCUGCUCCGCCUGAAGAACCUGCACAUUAUUGCAGUCCAGCUAUUGACUUUCUACCAUCCGGAACCUCUUUGGGAGUGAGCCAAUGUGGCCGGUCUAAUCUAUAACCUUCCUACAUUGUCUCCUCCAUAAAAAUGAUCUGUCCCAGAUUCCUAGUGGGCAAAAACUGCUCUAGGAACCUCCACACCCUAAAUAAACUGUUCUCUGUAUCAGCCCA
Molecule: messenger RNA, 5720 nt
Organism: Xenopus tropicalis (tropical clawed frog)
Lineage: Eukaryota; Metazoa; Chordata; Amphibia; Anura; Pipidae
Gene: siglec1
Product: sialic acid binding Ig like lectin 1
Exons: 22
Coding region: 189-5201 (1670 amino acids)
Source: RefSeq, a predicted model, not a curated record